Messenger RNA from Aureobasidium vineae, 1839 nucleotides. The record is from the annotation of a GenBank genome assembly. NCBI's taxonomy places the organism in Eukaryota, Fungi, Ascomycota, Dothideomycetes, Dothideales, Saccotheciaceae.
AUGACGACUGUUGAGCAGCCGGCUCGCCAUAUCCACUUCAGCUCCAAUUACUCGACUCAGUCCUCAGCCAGGCCAAUCCCCGUCCUCACAACCAGUGCUCCCGAUUCUGACGCUUCUCCUGACCCAAUGGAUACAAGUUCCGACAACGCGGCUCGGGAUUCUCAGAAUACCAGUCCCAGAGGCGACAGACAGAACAUGCAGUCUGGAAACUCGAUCGAUCAAGACAGUCAGUCCAAUCUGCGAAAUGGAGCCAUUGGUCAACACGCAGUGGGUGCUGCAGCAGCGGCACAGCAGCCCAAGGCCAUCAGUGCAGCCUUCAUCCACAAAUUAUACAGCAUGCUCGAAGACCAGAGUAUACAACAUCUGAUCUCGUGGUCCAGCACCAACGAAAGCUUCGUCAUGUCACCCUCAACUGAAUUUUCCAAAGUCCUAGCCCAGCACAAGCUAAUGCCGAUACCAAUAGUCAGCGACGUUUUUCAUACAGGAUCUCCUGAUUCACCUUUAUGGGAGUUUAAACAUGGCGCCAACAAUUUUAGAAGAGGCGACCUGAAUGGACUGAGAGACAUCAAACGUCGUGCUUCCAGGCACACUCUGAUACAUCGCGAUUCCUUCUCGAACGCGACACCCAAAAUGACGCUCCAGCCACCGCCUCCGCCUCCCCCAGGCGCACCACCCAUGGAGGCACCAAUGUCGGAUCCCGUCGAGGCUCGACUUAGCAUGCUAGAGUUCAAUCUUCAGGACGUAUACGCAAGGUUGGCAAGAUCGGAAGAUGCAUACGCCAAUCUCAGCGCCAAAUGCCAGAUGUUGUCCGAGGGUUUGGCAAGAUGUCACUACGUGAGUUUCGUGCAAGCGGUAUCUGUAUCAAUCACUGACCUGAAGCUAGNNUGGAGCGGAGAGCUGUCCUCUCAACUACUUGGAAUGGCACCUGAUCCAGAAACUCCCAUUCACAGAGAUGUAUCGGCAUUGCGCGCCGAGAUCAACAGAAAUGCGGACAUCCUGAGAUCACACGAAGUGCCGCACGAAAACUUGCAGCCAACUCGCCCUCCGUACAUGACUGCACCUUCGUACGACCAUGGUGGUCCUGUAUCGCCCCGCCAGCAAGCCAUGGAUGCUUCACGCAGACCUUCUUUGCAACCGACUUCUCGCGCUUCUUCCUUUAGGACACCCAUGCCUCCGCACAUGACAGCAUCGCCCCAUAGAUUUGGUUCCCUCAGUGGUCCGUCUGGUCCACCAUCGCCUUCGUCCAGACAGCCUGCACCGCCACCUCCGCCGCCGCCAACUUACACAACGCUUCCACCUCCGCCAGCACCGGCGCCUCCAGCCCAGGCAGCCUUGCAACAUCGCCCGGCAUCACCUCCCAUGAACCUCUCCCGGCGUCAUACUUCUGCCGACAUUAGACUACGAGGAUGGAACGGUCCACCUCAUGCGAUUCCUCCACCACCACCACCCCCACAUGGAGGUUCACCUUUUACCACAGGAGGGCAAAAUUCUGUACAAUGGCCUACAUCUCCCUUCCGCCAAGGCAACAACGAAGGACAGCAAAUCAGAGAUACGCUGGCGCAGUACGAGCUGCCACGCGCGACAUCCAGACUCGGCUCUCGGCAGACGACACCACCCGAUUCGGGACCUCCGUCGUAUGCCAACAACAGUAGCGAGGCAGGGUGGCAGCUUCCUGGGCCGAAAUUCUCCUUCAAAGGCGUUGAGGCUUCGGCACCAGGAACUCGACGAAGCAGCAUGGCUAGCAAUGUGCACUCUCUGCUCAAUCCUACAGCAGAGUCGAAUCAUGAGCGGGAUGCAGAAGACGGACCAGAAGACAGGAAGCGCAAGAGACUAGGAUAG